This is a messenger RNA of Monoraphidium neglectum, 576 nucleotides long. RefSeq lists its product as hypothetical. The record is from RefSeq and is a predicted model, not a curated record. The transcript is spliced from 2 exons. The coding region runs from base 1 to 576 and encodes 191 amino acids. Lineage: Eukaryota; Viridiplantae; Chlorophyta; Chlorophyceae; Sphaeropleales; Selenastraceae.
AUGGCGGCCGCCGCAGAGGCCCGUGCAGCGCUCCGCCGCCUGCUGCGCGCCAUCGACGCGCGCCUGACGCGCGUCGCCGGGAACACACAAUGGCGCGACUAUGCUCUCCGCGAGUUCCGGCGCGGCGGGGCGAAAGCGCAGCGCAACCCGGCAGAGGUGCAGCAGGGGUUGCAGCUGGCAAGGGACUAUGCUGAGCUCAUUGACAACAUACACCACCACCGGGAGCUACUGAGGAGCUAUAACCUGGGCCUGGACGGAGACGAGCGCAACAAGCGCAUGGUGGAGGCCACUGCGCGGCGCGUUGGUUUCGCGAUGCCGAACGAGGAGAAGCCGCCCCCACGGCGCAAGGGCGGUGCGGCGGGCCAGGGGCAGCUGCACGUGGCGGCUGGGGGGCAGGAGGGAGCGGCUAGCGGCGAGGGCUGGCAGCAGCAGCAGCAGCAGCAGCAGCAGCAGCAGCAGCAGCAGCAGCAGGAGGCAGCGUUGCAACAGCAGCCAGAACCGUCACCACAACAGCAGCAAGCUGCACCUGACGUUGGCACUGACGGCGGGACACCGCGCGCGGCGGCGGUUGGAUAA